Messenger RNA from Mercenaria mercenaria, 2781 nucleotides. Its product is annotated as short-chain dehydrogenase/reductase family 9C member 7-like. Bases 162 to 1130 code for a protein of 322 amino acids. The record is from RefSeq and is a predicted model, not a curated record. NCBI's taxonomy places the organism in Eukaryota, Metazoa, Mollusca, Bivalvia, Venerida, Veneridae. The transcript has 6 exons.
AAAUAUUUAUCACUCAAAACAAACAAACCGGUCGGAAGUUAUCAUAUUCCUACAUAUAUACGCAAAGCACUUAUCAACAUAUGCAUGUAUGCGAGACGCGUUUUCUGUUCAGCACUUUACUCACAGGUGAAUAAAAUGUGAUCUGAUACUAUACAGCGAAAAUGAUCGUCGAAACUCUAGUCUUACUUAUUAUACUGUUUCUAACUGUACGCUGGUUUCUGCGAGGGCUGAAAGUCCGUUACUAUGGAAACAAACAUGUUUUCAUUACCGGAUGUGAUACUGGAUUCGGAAAUUUAUUAGCCAAACGCUUGGACACUCUUGGUUUCCGUGUAUAUGCUGGUUGUUUAACUGCGAAAGGAAUGGAUGACCUAAAGGCUACAUGCUCGAAGUAUUUGACUACAGUUGAAAUAGAUGUUUCCAAGGAAACAAGCAUACAAAAGGCAAGGCAUGACGUCGAGCGAAAACUACCAAAAGGAAAAGGUUUAUGGGCAAUUGUAAAUAACGCUGGUGUACCGGGAUCCAUAGGUCCAAUCGAAUGGUUGCCGGCGUCGGAAUUCCGAAGGACCAUCGAGAUCAACCUAUUUGGAGUUAUAUUUGUUACUAAGGAGUUUCUACCAUUAGUAAGAAGAGAGAAAAGUGGUCGUAUCGUGAAUAUGUCCAGCAUCUGUGGCCGAUUGGCUGUCGCAACUGGACCUUACGUAGCAUCAGAAUUUGGAGUUGAAGGGUUUUCGGACCAGUUGAGAUAUGAAUUGUAUCGAUCUGGAAUAAGUGUACAUAUAAUCGAGCCAGGUUAUUUCCGCACGGGUAUCGUAGACGAAGAAGCAAUUCGUACAGAUCUACAUGCCACGUUUGAGCAGGCUCCGAGAGAAGUUCAGAAAUAUUAUGGCGAAAUUUACAGGGAUGAGACGGUUGAGAAAAAUUCUAAGCUCCUAACCACUAUUAUGUCACCAAAGAUAAACAAAGUUGUAGAGGCGUAUGAACAUGCAGUUACUUCAAGAUUUCCUAAAACAAGAUAUGUGAUCGGAUGGGACGCACAGAUACCAUUUCGCAUAUUAUGGAAUCUUCCAGAGUGGAUGACAGGUUUUAUUGUGUCUAGAACAAUGUCUACUCCGGAAGGAGCGAAAAUUUGACUUUUUGUAUUAUGAUAAAAUGUUCAUAAUUAAAGUACAGUAUUAUGAACAUAACGCCAUAACGCUCAGGCAUUUUGAUCUAACUGCAUAUAGUUGUGUUAAUAUCCAUGAAAGUUUAAGGAUGUAAAGGUAUAUAGUGUUGCUUUUUUUUUGGUAAAUACCUAUACUAGAACAGUUUAAUGAACACAAGACAGUUGUUCAUAAGUAAAUUUAUUCUUAUAGUUUGACGUACAAUGAUAAAAGAACAGAUUAGAAGUAAACCAGAAAGCAUACAUGUUUCUAACUGAAUGCUGUAUAAGUUGGGUAUGUUUUGUUGUUAAAGAGGAUACACUGCUGAAAAAAAUAGUAAAAUGAAAAAAGUUUAAAACAUGCUACGUUUACAACAUUAAUUUUCUAAUAUAUCAUACUUUCUCGUUAAAGACAUAAUCACUCGUUUUGAUUGUUACAUCAUAAAAACACGCUUUUUCGAGUUACAACGUGUGUAUGUGUGUAUAUAUAUAUAUAUAUAUAUAUAUAUAUAUAUAUAUAUAUAUAUAUGCCCAGAACUGAGUAAAAGGAGAUUCAUUUAUGUAAACUCUCUGUAAAAGAUUGCUUUCAAACUCAUUUUAAAAUGUGACUGUUUGUUGAUAAAUCUACAUUAAGUUUGAAAUAAAUGCUGUUAAACCAAAGUGCAGAUAUAAUGAUAUAGAUAUAUCAAAGCCUUGCGACGUCAGUUGUUGCGGGUUUUGGUACAUCUUAAAUUGAGCGUACGCACGCAUUGAAUGUACUUUAUUAAACUAUAUUAAACCUAACCCUAACCUUUAGUCAGUUUAUUAUACACUCAAUACGUGUGUACAUCCAAUAGGGGCGAUUUAAUGUUGAUGGUGUGGUUAAAACAAAGCAAAUGCCAAUCUAUAAAUAUACGUGUAUGAGAAACAAAUACAAAUGUGCCUCAUAUCAACAUAUCUAAAAUGAACUCUGACCUUACAUGAACUUAUCUAAACUGCCAGCUGGAAAUCAGUGAUAUAACCAUGGGCUAGAAUACCUUAUCUUUGAUAGAUCUUAUAUAAUCUUAAUGAUUAGCGUGAAUGGAUAAAGGUUGAAUAAGAACUGCACAAUUCAAAUUGAAAUUCAUCCACAUUGUUCAUGAAUGGGACUAUUUUGUGUAGUGCAUGAACAUCUUUUGGUGUGAUUAGGAAUAAAAUAAAAAUGCUAUGUGAUUGUCAGAAAUACACUUGUAACUUUGGUAGCGGGGUAAACCCGCAACCAAAAAUGAGCAUAUGGCGUGUAUAUAUAAUUAUGUCUAUUGGUCUUAUCCCAGCAGUAUUUAAUAGUGCCAACUUGCAUAUAUAAAUUUACAAAAUUAACCUGCAUGUUUUUGCAAGAUCACAGCAAAGAAGUAAAUAAAACUGAAAAAUUGUGAAAGGAUGAUGUAACAAAAUACGACAGCUAUCCCAAUUUAAAUCUAAAACACAAGACUCCACGAACUCAAAGUUUACAAAGUUUAUUUGAAAUUCAAGGCCCAUGAGAGCAUUUGACAUACAAGACAAUAAAAAACAAUAAUACAAAAAUGGCAAUACACAGUAUACUGCAAUGUAUCUAAUGUAUCAUUAUUCCUUAGCAUUGAAAACUUAAGAGAAUUUUGUUGCUGAAAAUAAAACUUAUCCAAAUA